Messenger RNA from Adineta steineri, 302 nucleotides. NCBI's taxonomy places the organism in Eukaryota, Metazoa, Rotifera, Eurotatoria, Adinetida, Adinetidae. The record is from the annotation of a GenBank genome assembly.
AUGACCAGUUUUGAUCCUCACUGCACCAGGUUAUCUGCUAAUACUUCAGCUGAUUCGAAUGGCGCUUGUCCUCAUUGCCACCAACCCAUUAAGCAGAGAGAAUCCGCUGGUGACUUUCAAACUACUUUAGACAAGUUAUUUCCUAAUGCAUACAGACUUGAAGAAUUUGUCUUUGAAACAAAACAAACAUUGGUUCCCAAAGGCUUCUAUCCUCAUGUUAAUACAUUGGUUUGUGUUGGAUUAUGUCGUGACGAAAUAACAAGUCCUUUCGAAGAAGAAAUCGAAGCUAUGUGGGGUCAAGC